Trichomonas vaginalis G3 is the source of this 1302-nucleotide messenger RNA. RefSeq names its product ankyrin repeat, PH and SEC7 domain containing protein SECG-related family. The transcript has a single exon. The record is from RefSeq and is a predicted model, not a curated record. Gene Ontology annotation, molecular function: protein binding. Bases 1 to 1302 code for a protein of 433 amino acids. Lineage: Eukaryota; Parabasalia; Trichomonadida; Trichomonadidae.
AUGCAUAUUCUUGAAAAAGAUCUUUUGAAUAUUAAAGGGUUAAGUAUACCCGAGGAAGAAUUGAGUUAUAUUCUUCAUUCACAGAACUUGAAAGCCGCAUUUAUUAUGUUCCAUUAUGAUAAAGAUUCAAUCAUUCCAUGGUGUGGCGUUUUUCCUCAAAUUAAUGAACUUUUUGUUGGCCAUGUAGUUGAUAUAGCUAAAGUUGAUGAUGAAUGUCAGAAUAUUCUCCAUUAUGCAGCUAUUUACAACAACUAUAAAUUAUUCAAAUAUUUAUUCAAUUCUAAUGGAAAGUUUAUAUUAGCAUUAAAUGCUCAAAAUAAAUGUAAACAACGUCCAAUUAAUUUAGCAGCAGAAAAGAAUUGUUUGGGAGUAAUCGCAAUUCUUAUUGCUCUUGGUGUAGAUGUAGAUUCUCCAGAAAGUCAUUAUAUCACUCCUCUUAUGUUGGCUGCAGAACAUAACUCUAAAGAAGUAGCAGAAUUACUUCUUCAAUAUGGAGCAGAUGUUAAUGCAAAACAUAAAUUCGGAAAAUCACCUAUUCAUUAUGCAGCAGAACAUAAUAGCAUUGAAACUGCAAAAUUACUUAUUUCACACGGAGCCAUGGUCAAUGAUAAGGAUUAUGGGGACGAAGCUCCUCUGGCUUUGGCAGCUAGAAUAAAUAGUAAAGAAAUUAUGCAAAUUCUUAUUGCAAAUGGUGCUUUGCUCAAUAAUCAAGAUGUUAAUAAGCAAACUGCUCUUCAUACUGCUGCAUUUCAUAAUUGUAAAGAAGCUACAGAAAUUCUUCUUUCACAUGGUGCCAAAAUGCAUUUGAAAAUGAUUGAUGGAGAGAGUCCUCUUCAUUAUGCAUCUUACGAACAAAGCCUUGAUACAAUGGAACUACUUAUAUCAUAUGGAGCAUAUAUAGAUGCUCCUGAUAAUAAAGGAGAUACUCCUCUUCACUGUUCAGUUGAUAGGAAUAAUAAAGAAUCCGUGAAAUUUCUUAUUUCACAUGGCGCCAAUAUCAAUGCAAAAAAUAAAAAGGGAAGAACACCUCUUCAUUUAGCAGCCAUGUCGAACAAAAAAGAAAUAGUAGAACUUCUUUUAUCUCUAGGUGCAGAUAUCAAUGCAAAAGAUAAAAAGGGAAGGAAUGCACUUCAUUUGGCAGCAAUGAAAGAUAACGUAGAAAUUGUAAAAUUCUUUAUAUCUAAUGGCUUAGAUAUCAAUUCUAAAGAUUUCAGAGGGGAAACUGCUCUUGAUUUAGCUAAAAGAAAAUGGGCCUUCAAAACAAAGUCUUUUCUUAAGGAACAAUUAGGGAUCGUAGAUUGA